GAGGGGCCCUAGAGAAACCGCCAUCCCACAGUGCACCCCAGUUAUAGCCACACUUAUCCUCCUUAUCAGUGUGUGUUGUUUUUUUCUGCACUUGUAACUUUAACAACUUUACAGUUCUUGCUGUCUAUCUGUUUGAGACCUAACCAGUGUAAGCUCCUCCCACAGAUUUCACAACCUCUGGCUAUAGUUCAGUCGUCUGUGUCCAUAACUGCUCUUUGAAACCUUGCUGAUCACAGUGACUGUGCAUAAAAAAAACAAGGGACACGAUGACACCACUGGACGGCAUCAUGGACAGCCAGGUCUUCCUGGCAUUUUUCACUUACGCCACUAUUGUCAUACUGAAGAUGAUGCUCAUGUCACACCUGACGUCGUACUACCGCCUUACAAAGAAGGUGUUCGCAAACCUAGAGGACACCAAACUUUUGUCGUCAACAGUGGACAAGAAAUUGAUCGGCACAGAUCCCGAUGUUGAACGUGUCCGCAGGUGUCACCUGAACGACCUGGAGAACAUUGUCCCCUUCGUGGUGGUGGGCCUUUUCUACGCCCUGACUCAACCCGAGCUUUCGUGCGCUCUGCUUCACUUCCGUGUCUUUGCCGGCUCAAGGAUCUUCCACACCAUCGCCUAUGUUGGCGCUCUGCCUCAGCCCUGCAGGGGUCUGGCCUAUAUGCUGGGAGCGCUGGUCAACGUGUCCAUGUCUUUCCAGGUGCUCAGCGCUGUCCUUGUCUUGUAGAGACAACACUAGACCACCACCAAUAAAUUCGGACGUGGACACAUUUGUAAAAUCUGAAAAAUCUGAAAUAGCUUCGCCUCAUCGUGGUUAAUGCUAUGUUUAACACAAAUCAGACUUGACUUUUGAUUUAAAAAAAACAAAACAAACCAUAGAUAUUAAAGACUCAUAAAGGAUCAUUUCAGAAUAGACCAAUGUCAAUGCCAUUAUCUUGUUGAAGGACCCACAAACUGACUGUGACUGAAUAUUCCACCAUUUCGCAGCAUUUUUUUUCCCAUCCAGAUGUUUUGAAAUAGUUUUGUGCCCUUACGUACACAUACAUUAAGUGAGUGUCCUCCGUGUUUCACAUUAGGUAUUUUUACUGUUUGGGCUGACCGGGUUCAGGGAAGACUAGAAUUUCGUUCGAACCUCAUGUCGAAUGACAAUAAAGAACCUUGAAACUUGAA
Messenger RNA from Solea senegalensis (Senegalese sole), 1174 nucleotides. RefSeq names its product microsomal glutathione S-transferase 1-like. NCBI's taxonomy places the organism in Eukaryota, Metazoa, Chordata, Actinopteri, Pleuronectiformes, Soleidae. Gene Ontology annotation, molecular function: glutathione transferase activity. Gene Ontology annotation, cellular component: membrane; mitochondrion. The coding region runs from base 267 to 731 and encodes 154 amino acids. The record is from RefSeq and is a predicted model, not a curated record. The transcript has 4 exons.